AUGCUUCCUAAAAUACACAAGGUUGGAAAUCCUGGGCGCCCGAUUGUUUCUACGAUAAACCGUCCCACUGAGCUCAUCAGUCAGUAUUUGGAUAGUAUCUUCUCUCCUAUUGUGAAGGGCCUUCCGACCUACGUAAGAGACUCGUCAGAGAUGAUCCGGACUCUUGAGACUAUCACACUCCCAGAGCAUGGAGAGAAGUUUCUUUUCACUUUAGAUGUCAAGUCUCUCUAUACCAUCAUCCCCCAAUCAGAUGGCCUCAAUGCUAUUCGUUUCUAUCUACGGAGUCAUCAAUCAGCUAACAGACCUGACGAGGACACUAUAGUGCGCUUGACUGACCUCGUUCUCACACGUUCAUCAUUCAGCUUCAAUGGUAAAUACUACAAACAGAAGAAGGGCGUGAAGAUGGGUACUAAGAUGGGACCUUCUUAUGCUUGUCUGUUCAUGGGAUACAUCGAAAGCAGGUUCUUGUCCAAUUACGAAGGCUUGCCAAAACAUCUGCUUCUGCGAAGAUAUAUUGAUGAUUAUCUUGGAAUCGCAGUGUCAUCCAAGGAUGAAGUUAUGGAAUUCAUUGACAGACUUGGCAACAUGCAUCCUUCAGUUCAACUUACCAACGAAGUGUCAGACGCCAGUGUGGCUUUCUUGGACCUCAAAGUCACAAUCGAAGGCACGGGUAUCACCACGUCAGUGCAUUACAAGCUUACUGAUUCCCAUACUUUCCUGAACUACGCAUCUUCACAUCCUCCUGCAUGCAAGAAUUCCAUUCCCUUCUCUCAACUUUCUCGUAUCCGUCGUAUUUGUUCAGAGGAAGAUGACUACAACCAACGAGCAGAUGAAAUGCAACAUUUCUUCAAGCAACGAGGAUACCCGGAUGAGAUCCUGACUAAGGCAGCUAAGAGAGUUGAUACAUCAACACGUGCGGAUUUCCUACAUCGGAGAAACGAAGAGGAGGCUAGCUGA
Molecule: messenger RNA, 957 nt
Organism: Lytechinus variegatus (green sea urchin)
Lineage: Eukaryota; Metazoa; Echinodermata; Echinoidea; Temnopleuroida; Toxopneustidae
Exons: 1
Coding region: 1-957 (318 amino acids)
Source: RefSeq, a predicted model, not a curated record